Molecule: messenger RNA, 6420 nt
Organism: Bradysia coprophila
Lineage: Eukaryota; Metazoa; Arthropoda; Insecta; Diptera; Sciaridae
Source: RefSeq, a predicted model, not a curated record
AAAUAUAAUUACAAACGUUCCAAAGUGAAUAUAAUGAAACGGUAAUUCAAGCCAUCACAUUGCAUAGGUCAACAGUCAACACUCUGUUGGAAAGUUGAUUUUAUUAUUAUCUUGCAAUACUCCGCACGGUACCAUCACAUUCGAUUCUGAUGUUCCGCAAUUCACAAUGGGAAACGGUUGCAUUUAAAUUUUCUAAGUCUCAGAGUAUAAUGAAAAUUGAGCAAAAAUAAAAACAUUCGGAAAAUCGCCUUACCAUCUAGUACUGUACAACGAAACAAAAUUUUUUGUUCUUUUCUUUUGUUUUGGUUUUUCUUUACGCUGUUCCGAGAGCCAAAAAAAUUGGAAAAUUUUCAGAAACAGUCAAAACGAUGAGUUAGUUAGUUACUAACCGUUGAAUGAAAAGCUCUAAAAUAUCGCAGACAAAAAAUAUUUAUUCGUUAAAAUCGAAAACUUUAAUUUGGUUGUGGUGUGAAAAAGUGUUACGGUGAUUUUAAUAAUCAUUUUUCUUUCAAAAGAAAACAGAAAAUAUCUGAAAAUGUGUCGCUUGGCAUGUUGAUAUUUUGUUGGUAUUAAAUUAACUUUUUUUUUUAAAAGCGAAGGAGGAAUAAUUUUGUGUAUUUUUAAAAUUAUGUAAGAUAUGGUGACAAUGAACCAAUAAAGGAUUAAAAUAAAAUAAUUUAAAAAAAAAUCGAUCCUCGAAUCUCGUUGGAAGGGGAGAUCUUUUUCCCGAUUUAAUUCAAUCGAUUAAUUUUCUUAUUAAAUUUCAUCAAAAAUCACGAAAUAAUCAUGCCACGCAACAAGAAGAAUAAAGGAAAUUCUGGAUCGGCACCAGCGCCGAAUAAAGCCAAAUCACCAGCCGAGACGAAAGUGGUUGAAAGUGCUCCAGUUGCAGUUGCUGCACCCGUUGAAGCAGACACUUCGAACGACGAACUUAAAGCUCGUUUAGUAAACGCAAAAGAGCGUUUGCAUCUUCUACAAGAAGUUAUUGUUGGUAUUGGUGAUCCACGGUCCUCCGAAACAGGUAUUGAUGCAGCGAAAGAUAAACUGAGUUCUAUUCAGGACACUGUGGAUUCUGUAAAAGCAACAUUACUGGAAGUUAGACAAGAGACGGCCAGAUCCGUAACACCAGAAGGCUCGCAGAGCGGUACUAAUAAACGAAAGAAGAACAAAAAACAUCAGAACCAAAAUCCACCGCAAGGUUUUGUUGCACGACAACAGCCCGAAUCCGUAGACACCAAAGUUGAAACUAAGCCAAAAUCAGAUGCUUCCGAAAAUGAGGGCUCAGCCAAGGAACAAGAAGAUGGAACUUCUACUAUUUCUAAAAAGAAACGGAACAGAAACAGAAAGAAGAAAGGUCAACAAGAACAGAGUCCAGAUCCUGAAGCACUUCCUCAAGUGCCGAGUGUAGUUGAUGAACCUGUCGCUAUACCGAUUGAUGAACCGAAAACGGAGACCAAGGAAAACACCCCAGAAGGAAAUAAAUCGAAAAAUAACAAAAAGAAUAAUAAGAAGGGUCAGCAGGGAUCACCGAACGUUGAGAAAGUUGAGACUGGCACCACCGUUGUUGAAGAUGUUAAGCCAGCUGUUCUAGAAAAAGACCCAGUGGUAGAGGCCAGGUCGAACAAUCAAGCUCCCUCAAAUAAUAAAAACAAAAAUAAGAAUAAGAAGCCCGAAAGUGCCAGUAAUCCCACGGAAAAAUGUGACAAGAACACUGACGAUCAGAAAAAUAAAUCGAAAAUCGAAGAUGAUGCCAUAACGGAGAGUAAGGCUGAUAAGCCAGCUGGUGAAAUUUCUAAAGAAAAACCAACAUCGGGCAAAGGAAAACAAGAUUCACCGCCUCAGAAAGAAAAUCAAAAGAAAGCACAAGACGAGAAUGCUAAAGCAAAGGAUCAAACAAAACCGAAAAAUGACCAAAAGAAGGAGCAGAUAGCCGAAGAAAAACCAAUCGUAAGCAAUGAAAACGUCUCAAAGUCAGAUAGUUCUAAGGCACCUCCAGAGAAGAAUGUUAAGACCACAGCAGAACCACAAAAAUUAGACUCACCAAAAAGUAAAAAAGACAAAAAGAAAGGACAAGCCACGGAUAGCAAACAGUCUCCCUGCAAAGUGGAAGAACAGCAAACUGAAGCCGAAGUCGUUGAAGUGAAAAAUACAGCACCAAAAGACGAAGUUAAAAAUACUCAGCCGCUCGAAGUAAAAACUCCGCAAAUUGAAAAAGACAGCAAUCAAAUUCAAGCGGCAAAGCCAGAAGAGAAGGUUGAAAAGGCUCCCGCUCCAAUUGAAGAAAAGAAAGUUUCCGAUGCUACAAAUUCACAGUGUCAGAAAAACAAGAAAAACAAACAACAGGUCCCCACCAAAACUAGUGAAAAACCAAUAGAAUCCCCGAUUGUAGAACAGGUAACAGAAAAAAUAUCAACUGAGAUUCAAAAAGAAGAGGGAGAAACAGUUGUUGAAUCACCUAUCAAAGAGAAGUGUUCUGCAGAGGCGCUACCUUGUAUAGUUCAAGCAGAAGCUAAGGCAGUGUCAGUUGACAAGAAAAUAAUUUCACAGGUCAGUGAGGUUGCCAAGGCAACAUCUCCGGAGGAUUUAGCAGUCAAAAUCGAAACACCAGUUGCUCCAAGUGUUAUACCAACUCUUCCCAAAUUAGACUUUUCCCAAGUAGUCAAGGAUAACAAGGACAAGAUACCAUUAAUGGAAAUUAAAGUUUCACCAGUAAAAACGACUGAAACUACCGAUGAAACCAAGCCAACAGAACUUGCAACUAAACCUUUACCAGAGUUAUCUGUAACCGAUAAGCCGUUGGUUGAUUCUGUCAAAGCUAUAGAUGUUGCAAUCCUUCCAACGUCUACCGAACAAGUUUUACCUAAAAAACCAGCAGAAAGUAAGCCUAUUGAAACCACAUCUAAGCCUACUUCAGAGCCAGUUUCAGUGCCUAAACCUGUAGCAGACGAAUUUAUUAAGGAUACUUUGCCUACAGCAGAUGUUUCAGUGGCAGACACCGUUAAAUCUAAAAUAGAUGCACCAACACCAACAGGGAGCGACGCUGCAACGAGCGCUAAACAAAAUAAAGCUAAGACCCCGGAACGUAAGGGAAAUCAAGUAAAUGUAAAAAAUGAACAGAAGAAGCAACCACAAGUAAAAGGCCAAAGUCCGAAACAGAAACAAAAUGAUCAAAAGCAGCAGCCUAACAAAAAAGACGAUGUUAAACAAAGUGAAAUUGCUAAAGUCGAUCCAGAAUCAAUAGAAACUUCUGCAGUUCCUGAAAAGCCAGUUGCCGAAAAGGCAGCUCCUGAGAAGACAGUUCCCGACAAAGUAGUUCCUCAAAGUGUAGCUGCUGAAACAGUAGUUCCUGAGAAAAUAAAAAUAGAACCCGCUGCCGCUAUAUCUUUAACUGAAAAUAAACCGAAAGAAGAAGUUGCAGCAAAAAAUGUUCAAAAAGAGCAACCCAAACCUGAUGAACGUAAGUUAGAUACGAAACCAGCACCCAAGGUAGAUACUAAAGAAAAAGAAGGUUCACCGAAAAAAACAGAUGAGAAACAAUCCCAAAUUGUAAAACCCGAUAAUAAAGCACCCAUUUCACCCAUUUCACCUGAUACUAAAGCAAAGACACCCGAACAGGCUCAAGUAAAAGAAAACAAGCCAGAGGGUUCAACAUCGCAAACUGCUCCUCAAAAUCAACCACCACAAAAACAAGAACAAAAGACCGAACUGUCCAAAAAGGAUCAGAAAAAGCAGAACAAAAUGAAAGGGAAAGCUCCACAACCACCUGACAUACCGAUGGACAUGAGUCUACUAUCCGCAUCGAUGAUAGAUCCAACUGCUGCGGAUGAAUUAAUUUCACAUGAAGAAAGUGAAGAUCAAUCGUCUCUUAUUACGUCGGAUUCAAAAAACGUGGCAGGAAGCGAUUUUGUUCCGUCUGUUGAUAGUUCAUUGAAAGUAACUGCAGAUGCAACAAAGUCGCUGGAAUCAACUUUAACGGCACCGAAUAAUCAAAACAAAGUCACUGAAAUCGAAAGAGAGGCAAAGAGCAGCAGUCCAUCAAGUAGCAAGCGAAAUAAGGACACAGCGAAUCUGAAAGAAUCUGGUGAAAUGCAGGAGACAAAGACACAGGAAUUGCCAGAAAAAAGUGCCCAACAAAAACUGGAACCUGUCCAAUUUCCUCCCGUUAAAUUAAUGGAUAUUUUAGAAGCAAAAAUGACGAGUCCAUCUAUUAAGCCUGGAAAUGUUGCCGGUAACGUGAGAAAAUUGCCUCGGGACAAUAAACGAACAGACCAACUAAAUGUGCAGCAGCAAAAAUCUCGAUCCAAAUCCCCAAAGGAAAAUAUGGCAGAGAAAUAUGUUAAAAAUCAGAAGUUGGCCUCCGGAGAUAGUAAGAAGCAAGCCACUCAAAACUUGAAAAAUGAAAUCUUAAAAGCUGAUGUCGGAGCUGUAAUGAAACCGAUAAGCAAAGAAAAAGAGGUAACAGAACCAACAGUGAUUGAUGCCAAUUUAGAUGAUUCGAAGCUUACAUCUGGCACGACAUCAACAAAGAGUGCAGUGAUUGAAGCUGAACAGGUUGGCAAUUUGAAAGAGUCUGACGCGGUUGGUAAACAAAAAGCUGAACCGUUGCCAAAAGAUGCUUCAACAAGCGACUCAAAAUCGCAACAAUCAACCGAUGACGGUAAAACCGGCACUGCAGUAGGUGCUAAGAAUGAAUCUUCAAACAACAAACCGAAAAUUGCUCCAAAACCUGUUGUUGCUUCUAAAUCUCCGCCGAAAGUUACAGAUCGUUCGAAAAAGUCGCCAGUAAAGACUACAGAGAAUAAAACUCCAGGAAAAGACAGUCCAGGAAAAGAAACGACGAUGCCAUCGAAAACACCUGCUCAAUCGAAACCAAUCCCACAAUCGAAAUCAUCUGCCAAACCAUCACCACAAGUAAAAUCUCCGUCGAAACCCACAUCACCCCAGACAUCUACACCAAAAUCACCACCAUUGCAAAAUAACGAUCCUCAGUGUGCAAAAAAACCGGAAGUGCCACCGAAACCCAACGUAUCCAAGACAUGUCCGAACAAAACUUCACCUGCAGCAGCUGCUCCACCAGCAGUGACGACACCACCACCAAUACAAGACGAAGAAGAGGAGUUUGUUGAGUACAAAUUUUCUCCACGUCCAGUUUUCAUUGCUACAGCAUGUCAAAUAUGUAAGGUACCGCUAGAUAUACCGAAUCCUUGUAAACUCUGCCAAAUGGUCUCGUACUGCUGUGACGCGCACGAAAAAGAGGAUCAAUUAACUCAUGGACCGCUCUGCAGCGCCAUUCAAGAAAUUGCGAAGAAGAGAGGCGGUCACAUCUAUAACAACGCCAGGAUACUAAACGAUGACGACUAUCGAAGUCUUCGUGUCCAUACGUUAAACCUUUGCGAAAAUUUCGUAAAAAGACAUCUGAUGCCAUUCGAACGAGAGAUAUUGCUGUUUCCGAGGCUAUGUUGCACCGGCUCGUGUCGUGAAUGGAGACAACAAUCGCUGAUUGAAUGCCAGCAGUGCAGACAAGUAUCUUAUUGUGCAGCCCAUCCGGAACAUUUACCUCCGCAACAUGAACAGUGGUGCAAUUCGUUCAAUUUGUAUCAAAAGAUUGUUCUUCGUCAGAAAAAUUUCGGACGCAUAGAACCCAGUCUACCGUCGAAAAUCAUGCUGAAGCCGUUGGACCUUUCCGACAACAUCGAUAACGUCUUUAAAAUUUUGUACAAAAAUUACGGCGCAAUCAAGGAUGAAUGUAUUUAUGCAACCCUGACCCAAUUGGCAACAGCUCCCUUAACAGCUCUAUAUGCUGCACAGAAGAAUCAACAGGAAAUUGGAGAGGUGUACACAAUUCAUCUGGUCGGAGCCGAGUUGCAAUUCGAGGCGGACACUCUAGACAAAUGGGAAACAUUCUUCUUACAUUUGGUGCCAACAUUGGUCGAAUGCAGAGUGGUAUUCGUUGGACCGGAGUUGAAUGCCGAAAAUUUACCAUUGGAAAUACUCAGUCGAAUAAGAAUGUGCCGUACGUGUCGUCAGAAUUGCCGGAUUGUGAAAUUCGAUUUCCAAUGUGGAAUGUUGUAUCACGACUACGCGAACAGCUCUGCGUUCACGAAGCCGGAUUUAGUGUGCUUUUUCAAUCCCGGACUAUAUCGUACGACCGGAUUCAAUGGUCUCGACACAUGGCCACUCACCAUCAAAUCGGCAGCGUCAAUGAACUGUCCCAUUCUUGUCACAUCGUACACUGAAGUGGAAUCGCCGCGAGAUUUUGAUCGCAUCCAGAAGGAAUCCGAUCGUCCACUGACUGUGGUGCAACCGUCGCAUAUCAAUCCAUUUGCAUCGCAACGACCCGAACGGAAUUUCAUAUCGGACGAAGUGGCACCGAUGAUUUUUAAGAAUUUUUUCUGUUUUUGUGUUAAAUGAACCGCAUAA